AUGUCUUCCAAUCUACAUUGGACAUCGACAUCGUUACUUGCCAUUCCGGCCAGGUCGUCGACAUCAAUCAAGGCAAGCACGCCACCAGCCAACAACCUUCACUCUCUCCUUUUCCUUUUCUCUGUAACCCUAAUUUGCCUCCACCACCUAGAUGACAGGUCCGACACGGUGGCAGCAUUUGUCUCGCUUGCGAGAGACAACGAUUGGUAUGGGAAGUUGAUAAUUGAAGAAGAUGGAGACAAUCUGUUGCUGAAAUUGGUGAAAGAAGGGAAACCAGAAGGUCAGGAGAAUGUUGCGUCUGCAAUCGGAUUGCUACGUCAUCAUCCUGAGAGCGUUGAACACAUGAUUCACGUUCUAAUAAUCUUUUUCCCCAUUUUAUGUCCCUUCACUAACUGCUAUCCAUCAGCUUUUAAGCAAUGGGACAUUCCCACAACAACCACAGCAAGGUGGUGGCAUGUAUCCAGCACUACCAGUGGUUGCCGCCUCUAA
Messenger RNA from Lactuca saligna, 489 nucleotides. The record is from the annotation of a GenBank genome assembly. NCBI's taxonomy places the organism in Eukaryota, Viridiplantae, Streptophyta, Magnoliopsida, Asterales, Asteraceae.